CCAUCUUGAUGUUCUAACUCUUGAGGGUCUGAGAGUUUCAAACAUGCCGUUAGGACUUUCUGCUGCGUGCCACUCUCUGAAGCGGACACUACCUCACUCUGUAGCUAUUUUUCACAGAACCUUCUGCCUAUUAAAGCAAGAGAAAUGGAAUCUGAGAACUGCAGUUCAAAGACAAGCUCACAGAUGGACUACAGUGCCUUCAUCAAGGUUACACCAGAAGCCGGUGUUUUCAGAGCUCUAGCAUUUGGGGAUAAGGUUGCUAUCAUCGACAGUGGUGGAAGCCACAGCUACAAGCAGCUGUACUGCAGCAGCUUAGGUCUUGCUGGUAGAAUCAGUUCUACUCUGAACUCUGGCUUUGGGGGUCUGGAAGGAAAAAGAAUCUCCUUCCUGUGUGCUAAUGAUGCUUCCUAUACAGUUGCACAGUGGGCAGCUUGGAUGAGUGGUGGGACGGCGGUGCCGCUCUACCGAAAACACCCUGAAUCUGAACUGGAGUACAUCAUCUCUGACUCCCAGAGUUCAUUGUUGGUGGCAGGUCAUCCCUUUGCUGACACCUUGGAGCCGCUGGCACAGAAGCUGGGGCUACCGUGCCUCACUCUGCCGGCUACUUCCAACCUGAGCACUUUAGAUUCUUCAGACGCCGGAGAGGAGGAGGCAGACAUCACGGACUGGGCUGAGCGCCCAGCUAUGAUCAUCUACACCAGUGGUACCACAGGGAGACCAAAGGGAGUGCUGCAUAUGCACAGCAACAUCCAAGCCAUGGUCCAGUGUCUGGUUUCAGAGUGGGCGUGGUCCAGAGAUGACAUCAUCCUUCACACCUUGCCGCUCCACCAUGUGCAUGGCAUUGUUAACAAGCUGCUGUGCCCGCUCUGGGUGGGCGCCACCUGCGUCAUGCUGCCUGACUUCCAGCCUCAGAAGGUGUGGGAGAUGCUGUUGAGCUCCGAGGCGCCCCUGGUUAAUGUGUUCAUGGCUGUGCCAACCAUCUACUCUAAGCUGAUCCAGCACUAUGAUCAGCACUUCACACAGCCUCAUGUCAAGGACUUUGUCAAAGCCGUCUGCAAGGAGAGGAUCAGGCUGAUGGUGUCAGGCUCGGCUGCUCUCCCUCUUCCCACUCUUCAGCGCUGGGAGGAGAUCACAGGACACACACUGCUGGAACGCUACGGCAUGACCGAGAUCGGCAUGGCACUGUCCAACCCACUCAAAGGCCCACGUGUACCAGGGGCUGUUGGGUUCCCACUGCCUGGUGUGGAAGUCCAGAUUGUCAUGAAUAACACAAACAACACUACAAUUGUGGAGGGCAAUCACAGAGAGACUCAGGUACGUCCAGGUCUGGAGGGCAAAGAAGGGGAGCUCCUGGUCCGAGGUCCAUCGGUUUUUAAGGAGUACUGGAACAAACCUGAAGCGACCAGAGAGUCUUUCACUGCUGACGGCUGGUUCAAAACAGGAGACACAGCAGUCUACAAAGACGGUGUGUAUUGGAUCAUGGGUCGCACCAGUGUUGACAUCAUCAAGAGCGGUGGCUACAAGAUCAGUGCCCUUGAGGUGGAGCGUCACCUGCUCGCUCAUCCAGACAUCACAGAUGUUGCUGUGAUCGGGGCCCCUGAUGCCACUUGGGGUCAGAAAGUCACCGCCGUGGUUCAGCUGAAGAAGGGACGGAGCAUGAAUCUGCCAGAGCUGAAGAUCUGGGCCAGAGCGCACAUGGCACCCUACACCAUCCCCACGGGCCUGCUGCUGGUGGAAGAGCUGCCUAGGAAUCAGAUGGGCAAGGUCAACAAGAAGGACCUCCUGCGACACUUCUUCCCAUGACUGGACUUUCUCCGAUAUCCAUGACAACAUGCUGGUUUCCUGGUUAAAGAACUGAAGCUAUAUGUCACUUCCAUGAACAGGAUAUUCUACCAAUGCAAACAAGGUGCUGAAACACAGUACCUGAAACACGAAAAAGCGCUUUGAGGACACCCAUUAGUAGACUCUUUGAAGAUGUUUUUUUUGGGGGGUGAAAAUGGUGAUGUUCCCAUGAUAAUUUUGAUGGUUGAGUGAUAUGAACAUUAUAAUGAACCAUGCUUAAAUACACCAACAGCAAAUAAAAGAGACAAUGUGUUGGUAGAAGAGGAGCAAGGAUGAAGUUAAAAAUGUGAUCAGUAUUUAAACACUGUUAAUAUUAGGUCCUCAGCGUUUUAUAAACUGUAAUGCACUUGAAAUAACAGAUUGUCUGAAAAUUAAAAAGUUUAAUUUAGAUAAA
Labrus bergylta (ballan wrasse) is the source of this 2236-nucleotide messenger RNA. RefSeq names its product acyl-CoA synthetase family member 3 (gene acsf3). Gene Ontology annotation, biological process: fatty acid metabolic process. The record is from RefSeq and is a predicted model, not a curated record. Gene Ontology annotation, molecular function: medium-chain fatty acid-CoA ligase activity. NCBI's taxonomy places the organism in Eukaryota, Metazoa, Chordata, Actinopteri, Labriformes, Labridae.